AUCAGCAGGAGGAGAAUGUUCGGCUAAACUUAGGAAAACUGUGUUUGGAUAAUCUGCAUUUUCAGUCUGAGCAGCAGAAAAGUGAAACUCAAUUCCUACCCAUAUCUGCAGACUGCACAAACCUCAGUGUUUUUAAAAGUAAACUGAAAUCAUAGCUCAAGGAAAAACAAGAUGUGAUCACUGAUUUAAACCUGUGAAUGCACCAAUCAUAAAGACAGUGAAAUGUCAUUUUUAAUGUGUUGUCUUUAGUGUUAUUUUAUUUCAUUUUUUCCUGUUUUCUAAAAAAAAUAGGAAGAGCUUAAUUCUAUAACAGGGCAAACUGUGUCUUACAUAGAGUAACAGACAUUUUUAAUAAAGUUUGAAAUAUUGACAAAUCAGAUAUCAGCAAAAAUAUAGUUUAUCUCUUCUCUGUAGCGUUUCCUUUCACCUUUACUUCUAUCUACUAAGCUUAUAACUGCAUUCUCACACUAACUUGAUUAAACAGCCUUGACCUAUUUAUAUGGUAAUGUGUAUUAAUUUAAUCGAGGUAGUUUUAUAAUUAAUUUAUUAAAUUCAGGGGAACCAAAUGGCGACUAUUGCACCGACGCGGACGUUUUAGCUCGCGAACCCGGAAGCGCUCCCGGAAACGAGUGCGUCGUUGUUUUCAUCCGCUCUUUUUUCAACAUGAAGGAAGCAAACAUGGCUUUCCCUGUCAGUAUAGGGACCCUCCUUCAGUCAGACUUCACAGAGGACGCUGCGUACCGGGAGGACGGUCUGUGUAUCGUGGGUAUUUUCGGUAAAGGCGCCAUGCAGCCCGGACCUCUGAAGGAGUCUCUGGUGAACAACCUGGCGGACAAACACAUCUUCUCCCUGUUCAGCGGAGCCGAGGACGGCGGCACCCCGGACAGCCACAUCCAGGCUUUCUACCAGCAGGAGAGCCGGGUGCUGUACCUGCUGCUCUCCUCAGUCUGUGACAGCCAGCAGCUCCUCCGGGCCUGUCAGGCUCUGAGCACCGGGGCCGGACACUCCGACGCCCACGAAUUCUGGAAAGGCCUGGAGCGACAGCACUGCCUCCACCUGCUCUACAUGUUCUCCGUGUGCCACGUCCUCCUGCUCGUUAACCCCAACCAGACCUUCGAUGUGACUUAUGACCGGCUCUUCAGGGCCCUGGAUGCCCUCCGACAGAAAGCCCUGCCUCUGAUCCGAGCUGCCAUCAAAGACUGUCCGGUGUCCAAAGAGUGGAAGGUGAACUGUCGGCCCUGCCCUCCUAGGCUGCUCUUCGUCUUCCAGAUGAACGGCACUCUGAAGGUCUCAUCAAACGGCUCAGACUCAGCAGGGAACCCUGACAAACCCAAGAAGCAUUCUCCCAGGAGGAGGCUGCAGCAUGCACUGGAGGACCAGAUUUAUCGCAUCUUCCGUAAAAGCCGAGUCCUCACCAACCAGAGCAGCAACUGUUUGUUCACCGUGCCGGCCAACCAGGCGUUUGUGUACGUGAUCCCUGCCAUGGAUGAGGACCCUGUGGGUACCUUAAUUGGUCAGCUACGAUCCAACUGCAUCUUGGUUGACCAAGAGUCCACUGCUGUUUUGUCAGGGCCGAGGCGUUACCAGCAGAUGCGACGCUCAACUCGGCAGCCCAGCUUUGGGGGUGAAUCAGGCAGCGGCUCCAUGGGCAGUCAGCUGUUGGACUGUACAUUGAAGGAGUUUCUCUGGCAGCACGUAGAGUUAGUCCUCACCAAGAAAGGUUUUGAUGAUAGUGUAGGCAGAAACCCCCAACCUUCACACUUUGAACUGCCAACAUACUCUAAAUGGGUCCAGGUAGCCUCCAGACUCCACCAAGUCCUAAUUAAUAACACAGAAGAAGAAAUAGCUGAUCUGGCUACCAAAGUGCAAAGCCAGCUGAAGGUUUUAGAGGGUUUUCUGGAUGCUGACACAAAGUUCUCUGAGAAUAGAUGUCAGAAAGCUCUGCCUCUGGCUCACAGCGCUUACCAGUCCAACCUUCCUCAUAACUACACAACCACUGUGCACAAAAACCAGCUUGCACAGGCGCUGCGGGUGUACAGUCAGCAUGCACGAGGUGUGGCUUUUCAGCGAUAUGCAAUGCAGCUUCACGAGGAUUGCUACAAGUUCUGGAGCAACGGACACCAGCUGUGUGAGGAGAGAAGUCUGACCGACCAACACUGUGUUCACAAGUUCCACCUGCUGCCUCAGCCAGGAGAGAAGCCAGACAUGGAUCGAAACCCACCCGUCCUGAACCACAACAGUAGGGGGCGCUCCACCAGCUCCUGUAACUGUGGCAGGAAACAGGCUCCUCGGGAGGAUCCGUUUGACAUCCAAUCUGCCAACUAUGACUUCUACCAGAUGCUGGAGGAGAAAUGCUGUGGGAAACUGGAGCGCAUUGACUUUCCCGUGUUCCAGCCGAGCACUCCAGACCCGGCUCCAGCCUCCAACCAGAGACUCCCGUGUGAGGCCUCCGGUGACACAGAGAGGCUAAAAGAGCCAAGCACCGCUCAAAGCCACACACCAGGAGACCCCAGCCUCAGCCUGGCUCUCAGUCUGGGUCAGUCCACUGACAGCUUGGGGCCAUACGGAGAAGGAGAGGGAGGUGAAACCCAAGUCCAGCAGAAGAGGCCGAGCCUUGUGGACCGCCAGCCGUCCACUGUUGAGUACCUCCCGGGUAUGAUGCACUCUGGGUGCCCUAAAGGUCUGCUGCCAAAGUUCUCCAGCUGGUCUCUGGUCAAACUCGGCUCAGGAAAGUCCUAUAACUGCCACACAGGUCUAGAGCAGCCGGGCUACCUCCCUGGCUCCUCCUUCCUCUUACCGUGGGAUAUAGUGAUCCGCUCCCGGUCAGAGGAGGACACAGGACUGUCGGAGUCUUUAGAUGGGAGCACCUCCUCAUGGCCGGCUCCUAAUAAGACCCUGGUGGGAAAGAGAGGGAGCACUGGGGGUCUGGGCAGGAGUCGCAGGAGGGAUGAUAUGGCUCGAGUCUUUGUAGGAUUUGAGUACGAGGACAGCAGAGGGAGACGCUUCAUCAGCUGUGGGCCUGAUAAGAUAGUCAAGGUUAUGGGACCAGGGGGCACCAAAGAUCCCGCAACCAGGGUGCUAAACACGGACAUGCCGCUCUACAUCCCCUCUCCUUCACAGGGCCGCGGUCUGAAGCCGCACUUUGCUCAGCUUGUUCGCCUUUACAUCGUUGUGCCUGACGCCCCGCUGGAGAUCACCCUCAAUCCACAGGUUCAGCCUGGUCCCCCGCCGUGCCCAAUUUUCCACCCGGAGCAGACCGAUAUAGUUUUGCCGCCUGACGGUCUUUGGGUGCUGCGGUUUCCUUACUCAUACGUGACAGAUCGAGGCCCCUGUUACCCCCCCAAAGAGAACCAGCCGCUCAACAACUACAAGGUGCUACGAGGCAUCCUGAAGGCCAGCACUGCUAACCCUCCACAACAGUGAACUUUAACCUUUAGAGUCAGAAAGACCCCUUCCUGGACCUGACCUUAUUUAUUAACAUCCUCUUUUGCAGACUCAGGUCAGCUGAUGAACCGCAGACCUCUUCAGACCUUAUCUUAUCAAAGUCUGGCCUUGACCCACAUUUUCCUCCAUGACAAGUGUGAAAGUAGUGGUUGGACCAUGAUGUGCUGUAGACAUUCAUGGUUCCAAUAAAUUAACUGUAUAUUAAUAUGGAUGGGACGUCUUUGUCUGCUUCAAUGCAAAAAGUGAAGCCAAAAUAACCUUUCUGGGUGAAAAAUUAAACGUUUCUCAUUUUUCUAACCCUUAAAGGGGAAACGCUCACUGAAAUCUCUGGAGGCCACUGCCAUUACUGUUUCCAAGAAUCGUGCACAACCCCACAUCAAAAACACCAAAAUAUCCCUUUGAAUCGGCUGGUUUAGCAGUGAAUAACAAAUUCAAACCAAAGUCUUUCUAAGAACAAACACUUUUCCAUAAAUCAGCAUCAUUGAGACAGAAUCUGGUAAUGAAAGUUUAAUUAGAUGUAUUUUUAUUCUGUAGUUAUAUAAAGUGUUCUGUCUUCCAUCUGUUAACAUGGAGGACCUAUUUAUUACUUAUACUCCAGCCAACCAGUAGGGGGAGUGCUAAAUAUUUUGUCUUCACUCCAAGACGGCUGCCUUCUGUCCAUCUUAAUAUUCAGUUUAUGCUCCUAGCAUAUCAAAUCCUAUUAAGCACAAUCAUCACAGUGAAUAACUCAUUCAUCAGUGCCAUAUUUCCUGCUUUAGGAUGAUGAAAUCAUCUUUGUUUUGACACUUUAUGUUUACCGCGCUGUGAUGGGCAUUAUUACAGAGCUUUAGGCUGUCUGUUUGCUUCUUCAGGAGUGCCACUCUGCAUCUGUGUUCAACACUUUGUGUAACUUUGGGGGAGAAGAAGCUCUGAUUUUCACACCGACUUCACACUGUGAUUGGACAGCUGUGCUGCGGAGGCGUUUAAUCGAGCAGUAUGUGAGCUUCUCUAGUCUGUUCUCAAUUCAACCAUGUCUGUCGCUUUUCUCGUGAAGACUUCGUGUAACACCAUUUACUAUGAAUCAUAAAUAUUUGAAACUUUUGUAUGUCAUGUGUGAAUGCAGACUGGAUGCCUCUAUGCUGAAGUGUCUCCUAUCUUGCCUGUCUAUCUGGAUGUGUGUUACAGUAUAACAGCACACAUUACAGCUUUUUCCUGAAAUACAGGGCAGUGAAGGGCAACAUCAUCAUGUUUUCUUUGUAAAUAAAAAUAUCUAUUGGAAA
Molecule: messenger RNA, 4703 nt
Organism: Cheilinus undulatus (humphead wrasse)
Lineage: Eukaryota; Metazoa; Chordata; Actinopteri; Labriformes; Labridae
Gene: smg8
Product: SMG8 nonsense mediated mRNA decay factor
Exons: 5
Coding region: 664-3423 (919 amino acids)
Biological process (GO): nuclear-transcribed mRNA catabolic process, nonsense-mediated decay
Source: RefSeq, a predicted model, not a curated record